Neopelma chrysocephalum (saffron-crested tyrant-manakin) is the source of this 3879-nucleotide messenger RNA. RefSeq names its product neuropilin and tolloid like 2 (gene NETO2). The transcript has 9 exons. The record is from RefSeq and is a predicted model, not a curated record. NCBI's taxonomy places the organism in Eukaryota, Metazoa, Chordata, Aves, Passeriformes, Pipridae. Bases 303 to 1880 code for a protein of 525 amino acids. Gene Ontology annotation, molecular function: protein binding.
CAUUUGCCGGCAGCCGCUCCAGUCGGGCUAGGAGCUGCUGGGCUGCGCUCGCAGCGCCUGGCGGGGAGCCCCCCGGGGCGGGCCCGCCCCGACGGAGACCCCCGCGCCCCGCUCUCGAUGGGACUGAGCGCGGCGGCGGCUCCGCGCUCGGGCGGCGCGGGCGGAGCGCUCCCCGCGGGGGCGCCGGGCAUGGCCGCGGGCGGGCGGGGGCCGAGCGGGAGCCGCGGGCACAGCGCCCUCGCGGGGGGCCCCGCCGCGGCCAUGGAGCGCCGCUGAUCGCCGCUGAUCGCCGCCGGGAGACAAUGGCCCUGCACAAACUCUGCUCCGUGCUCGAAGUGUUGCUGGUAACAAUCCUUGUAGUGGAAGGGAUUGCCGUUGCACAGAAGACACAAGGUGGGCAGAAUAUUGGAGUGAAUCGCAUUCCCCCCACCCAGUGCGACAACUGGGUACGGACGAGUAAUGGAGGACAUUUUACUUCACCAAACUACCCAAACAUGUACCCCCCAAAUCAGGAGUGCAUCUAUAUCUUAGAAGCUGCUCCACGACAAAGAAUUGAGUUGACCUUUGAUGAACCUUAUUACAUAGAACCCUCAUUUGAAUGUCGGUUUGAUCAUCUGGAGGUUCGAGAUGGACCUUUUGGUUUCUCCCCUCUCAUCAAUCGUUACUGUGGUUUGAAAAGUCCUGCGCUAAUUAGAUCAACAGGGAGAUUUAUGUGGAUCAAGUUUACGUCUGAUGAGGAGCUGGAAGGAAAGGGAUUUCAAGCAAAGUACUCAUUUAUACCAGAUCCUGACUUCACUUACCUAGGAGGCAUUUUAAAUCCCAUCCCAGACUGCCAAUUUGAGCUCUCAGGAGCUGAUGGAAUAGUACGUUCCAGUCAAGUAGAACAAGAAGGAAAAACAAAGCCAGGACAAGCAGUUGACUGUAUAUGGACAAUUAAAGCUACUCCAAAUGCUAAGAUCUACAUGCGGUUUCUCGACUAUCAAAUGGAGCAUUCAAAUGAAUGCAAGAGAAACUUUGUGGCUGUGUAUGACGGGAGCAGCUCCAUUGAAAACCUGAAGGCCAAGUUCUGCAGCACCGUGGCCAACGAUGUGAUGCUGCAGACGGGGACAGGGGUGGUGAGGAUGUGGGCAGACGAAGGCAGCAGACUGAGCAGGUUCAGGAUGCUGUUCACUUCAUUUGUGGACCCUCCCUGCUCAGGCAACACUUACUUCUGCCAUAGCAACAUGUGCAUCAAUAAUUCUUUAGUCUGCAAUGGCAUCCAGAACUGUGCAUACCCUUGGGACGAGAAUCACUGCAGAGAAAAGAAAAGAACUGGAUUGUUUGAACAAAUCACCAAAACUCAUGGGACAAUCAUUGGUAUCACAUCAGGGAUAGUUUUAGUUCUUCUCAUCAUUUCAAUUCUAGUGCAAGUAAAGCAACCUCGCAAAAAGGUCAUGGCUUGCAAGACUGCCUUCAAUAAAACCGGUUUCCAGGAAGUAUUUGAUCCUCCGCAUUAUGAACUCUUUUCACUAAGGGACAAAGAAAUUUCUGCAGAUUUGGCAGAUUUAUCAGAAGAACUUGAGAACUAUCAGAAAAUGCGACGCCCUUCAACAGCUUCCAGAUGCAUCCACGACCACCACUGUGGCUCCCAGGCCUCGAACAUAAAACAGAGCAGGACCAACCUGAGCUCCAUGGAACUGCCCUUCCGCAACGACUUUGCGCAGCCCCAGCCGAUGAAAACAUUCAACAGCACCUUCAAGAAAAGUACUUACACGUUCAAACAAGCUCACGAGUGCCCUGAGCAGGGUAUAGAAGACAGGGUGAUGGAGGAGAUUCCAUGUGAAAUUUAUGUGAGAGGAAGGGAGGAUACGGCACAAGGUUCAUUAUCUAUUGACUUUUGACUUCCUGGUGAAGGUGGUAUCAGUGUAUAUACAAGAUGCUUGUGUACAAUGACAGUGUAUAUAUUAAAAGUGUACCAUAUGCAGCGUGUGAGAUGCACACACUUUUAGCUUAUUAUACUUCAUUUAAAAAAACCCCAGUCUUCAUAACUAAUUCUUGCUGAAAAAUGAGGAAUUUCCUCCCAUCUUCCCAAGCUACCUAUCUAGUGGAAGAGUAAGACAGAGACUUUGCAUGGAAAUUAUAAGAGAGGAUAUUGGAAGAAAAAACCCUACAACUACUAAUCAUUGAACACUGAAAACAAUGGCUACUAUUUUCUUCUGGCUACCAUUUUUCUCUUCUUUAGACGUCUGCUUUUGAAGACAAUUUUAAUACCUCACUUGCAUAAAUAAAAGUAGUUAAGUGCACCCCGUGUAUGUCAACAUAGGUGUCUUAUUGUAUUUGUCAAAUUGGAAGUAGAGUUAGUGUUAAGUGCCAGUUAAGACUCAAGAAUUAUGUUACAGCCAUCUGUUUCACUUGCCUACCAUUUCUAUUGCCUUUAAUUAUCAGUUCCGCACUCUAUCCAUUGUGAGAAAUAAGUGAAAAGGGUUACUGCCUUUUAAAAAUACUAAGUUAUAUUUUAGUACAUUUGGAAAUACAUAAUCUUUGCAGCUUUUGGUUAAAACACAAGUGAGUAGUUGUGUUAUUCUAGAUGCAGACUUUUACAACAGUUUUCUUUCAAGGUUUAGGAUUCUAAAAUAUUCUGCCAUAUAUUACAGCUCCAUAUGGCACGAUGAUUUCACAGCUCUGCACUUGGGAAACAAUUUUGUGCCUGCGUUUUCCAAGUAUUUACAUAAAUAGACUGUACUGUACAUUUGUCUCUUAAAAUAGCCUUUUACUCCUUGUUGCAGCCAAUCUUCCCUACUGAAAUCAGUGGUGAUACUUUUAGCUUGUGUCCUACUUGCCUGAAGAGAACUGCUCUGAGGUCUGUGUGAUUACCAGAUCUAUGAAGAUACUGGAAACAGAGAAUUCACAAAGCAACUCUUAUUAACCCUUAUGGAACCCUUCUUGUGCCCCUUGUUUCCACUUGCAAAAUUGCACAUUUCAUACCUUUUUUAAUGGUGGUUUGGACCUAAUUUUAAAAUUUUUACAAUAUAAAAAAAAUUUUUAAAAUAUAUUCUCAUUGUGGUUUUUAAACUUUUUAUAUAGUGUGAUACUGUACAGACUAUUUAUUAUAUCACAAUCUAGCACCUGUACAGCAGGCUUGUUUCAGUGGCCCUCUUAGCAGCUCUGAGUAACACGCAGUCGCUGUUGCACACAUCACAAUUUGCCAACAAUACUUACCAUGACUUACACAUUAGUCUACAUUUUAUUUCCCUAUUGGUUUGAGCUUAUUCUGGUAUUUUUUGUACAUGAAACCUUUCACUAAAGCUGACCUGCCACCUUGCACUGGGCACAGCCUUUAUUUACAGGUGUCAAACCAUAGUGUUUGUUGUGCUGACUGUAGUACAAACAAAAAAAAAAUUAUCUUAAUAUAUGACGUUAGCAAUUGAAAAAUCUUUAAAAUAGAAGAUGAACAACAGCUGCAAUCACAGAUGUUCAUUAGAAUGACAAAGCAUUUUUGUAAUCUUUUUUACAAAUGCUUAGAAUGUAUGACAUUUUCGGGAAAAAAAAAAAAAAGAGGGGAAUUGAGUUUCUUCAACACUUCCCAACUGCAAAGUUACUGCUGUCUGAUGUCCAGAAAGAACUCAUCAGAAGCUCAUAUAUCAGACCCAUCAGGCUGUAUCCUGGUGUCAGUUUUUGUGCUGGUCCCAGAAUGUAUUCCAAUUUGAAGGUAUGAAAAUGGGCAUUAUUUUUAGAUGCACUUCACGCAGAAGAUAAGUGUUAAAAAAAAAAUCUAGUAAAGUUUGACUUGAAAAAUUUUUGAAUAUUUAAUUAAAACAUUUGACAGAUUUCAUUUACUUUCAGUAAUAUUUUCAGUAAAUUUUACACUUUCAGUAAUAAAUACCUCACCAUGACCUGUAA